CCCGUAUCAGAGAUUGAUUUCCGUCGAUUCCACAGAUUCCAGGCUUUCGAUGGACACGAGCGACCUGUUCCGCAAGCUCACCUGCGGGGUCAAGUUCUCCGCCAAGAAUAACGCGUUUUUGAAGCGAAAGCACAAUGCCGACAAGCGGGAACCGCCGGCCAAACCCGCGGCGGAGGUCAAGCUGGAAAUCAAGCACGAGGACGACGACUCGGAGAACGAAGCCGCCCCGAUCUUCCCGCACAGUCCGCUGCUGUUGAGCGAGGAGGAAAUUAAGGACGAAAUCAAAUCGGAGGAGGAGGACGACGGCGAUGGCGACCAGAACCAGCAGAAGCGCCUUCGGCUGAUGUCGCCGGAGAAGCGCAAACGGUACGAGGCGUUUCGGGUGAAGCAGCUGCGGAACGUGCAGCAGAUCAAGGUGAAGAAGGGGGCGAUCGCGGUGCCGGAUCCCGUUGAGGGCUUCCAGCAGUUGGCGGGCGAGCCGUACAACGUUUCGAACCAGCUGAUUAAGAAUGUUAGCGAGUGCGGGUACCGGGCGCCGACGCCGGUUCAGAUGCAGGCCAUUCCGGUGCUGCUGGAGGGACAUCCGCUGCACGCGUGUGCACCGACCGGGUCGGGCAAGACGGCGGCGUUCCUGAUUCCGAUCAUACACCAUCUUAAGAAGCCGAUGAAGUGCGGCUUUCGGGCGUUGAUCGUGUGUCCCACGAGGGAACUGGCCAAGCAGACCCAGCGCGAAGCGCUGCGACUGUGCGAGGAGAUCAAUCUGAGGACGCACGUGAUAACGAAGGUUGAUGAGAACAGUACCGAUUACGGGCUGGAGAGUCGAAAGCACUACGAUAUUCUGGUCACGACGCCGAAUCGGGUUUGCUUCCUGGCCGGGCACGACCCCCCACUGAUCGAUUUGAGCAACAUCCAGUUCGUGGUCGUGGACGAGGCGGACAAGCUGUUUGAGGAGUCUCGGAACAGCUUUCGCGAGCAGCUGGACACAAUUAUGGCCGCUUGUACGAACCCGUGCAAGGUGGUGGCGUUCUUCAGCGCAACCGUCACGAAGGAAGUGUCCGCGUGGGCCCGGGAUCACAUGCCGACCCGGGUGCGGUUCUCCGUUGGCGCCGUCAACACGGCCACCGACCUUGUCGACCAGGAGUUGCUGUUUGUGGGCAACGAGAGUGGCAAGCUGUUGGCAUUCCGUGAGGCCGUCCACAAGGGUCUGACUCCGCCGGUGUUGGUCUUCGUCCAGAGCAAGGACCGUGCCCAGCAGCUGUUCACCGAGCUGCUCUACGACGGUCUCAACGUGGACGUGAUCCACGCCGAUCGGAGCCAGCGCGAACGGGACAACGUGGUGCGGUCGUUCCGCGAGGGCAAAAUCUGGAUCCUCAUCUGUACGGAGCUGAUGAGCCGCGGAAUCGACUUCAAGGGCGUCAACCUGGUGGUGAACUACGACUUCCCCCCGUCCACCAUCAGUUACGUGCACCGGAUUGGGCGCACGGGUCGCGCCGGUCGUCGUGGCCGCGCCGUCACCUACUUCACCAAGGACGACACCACGAACCUGCGCGGAAUCGCCCAGCUGAUCCGCAAGUCCGGUGGAACCGUCCCCGAGUACAUGCUCAAGCUCAAGCAGAGCUCCAAAAAGGACCGCAAGAAGCUGCUCCAGAAAGCGCCGAAACGGGCCGCCAUCCGGACACUGCCGGCGUUUGAGAUGCAGGAACGGGCGCGGAAGAAAAAACUGAUUGCGCAGUCCAAGGCUAAACAGGAGGGAAAGAGCAAAAAUAAACAAUAGUCGUUCAGCUUGAA
Molecule: messenger RNA, 1788 nt
Organism: Culex pipiens pallens (northern house mosquito)
Lineage: Eukaryota; Metazoa; Arthropoda; Insecta; Diptera; Culicidae
Gene: ais
Product: probable ATP-dependent RNA helicase DDX52
Exons: 3
Coding region: 50-1774 (574 amino acids)
Biological process (GO): maturation of SSU-rRNA
Cellular component (GO): 90S preribosome
Molecular function (GO): nucleic acid binding; ATP binding; RNA helicase activity
Source: RefSeq, a predicted model, not a curated record